Messenger RNA from Chroicocephalus ridibundus (black-headed gull), 3712 nucleotides. It is a transcript of the gene SLC22A2, whose product is annotated as solute carrier family 22 member 2. NCBI's taxonomy places the organism in Eukaryota, Metazoa, Chordata, Aves, Charadriiformes, Laridae. Gene Ontology annotation, biological process: transmembrane transport. The transcript is spliced from 11 exons. Gene Ontology annotation, cellular component: membrane. The record is from RefSeq and is a predicted model, not a curated record. Bases 53 to 1717 code for a protein of 554 amino acids.
AGCCCUGCAAAGCCUCCAAGUUAGAUAUUUUAAUGAGUUGCAACAUACAAAGAUGCCAUCCCUGGAUGACAUUUUAGAGCAGAUUGGAGAAUUUGAUUUCUUUCAGAAACAAACACUCUUUGUCUUAUGCCUGCUUUCUGCCACCUUCGUUCCCAUUUACGUGGGGAUUUUUUUCCUGGGAUUCACCCCUGAGCACCAUUGCCUCAGCCCCGGGGUGGCUGAGCUGAGCCAGCGGUGCGGCUGGAGCCCGGAGGAGCGGCUGAAUCACACGGUUCCUGAGUGGGGUGGCCAUGGGGCCAGUUUCGGCAGCCGCUGCAGGAGGUACGAGGUGGACUGGAACGCCACGGGCAUCAGCUGCACCGACCCCCUCGGCAGCCUGGUGGGCAACCAGAGUGCCGUCCCCCUCGGUCCCUGCCGGGACGGCUGGGUCUACAACUUCCCAGGGACAUCUCUUGUGACGGAGUUUAACUUGGUGUGUGAGGACUCCUGGAAGCUGGACCUCUUCCAGUCCUGUGUGAAUGCUGGGUUUUUUAUUGGCUCCAUGAGCAUUGGCUACAUAGCAGACAGGUUUGGCCGCAAACUCUGCCUCCUGGUCACAGUCUUCAUCAAUGCCGUCUCGGGGGUUCUCAUGGCCUUUGCGCCGAGCUACACCUGGACAGUGAUCUUCCGCCUGAUUCAGGGGCUGGUCAGCAAGGGGGGCUGGCUGACAGGCUACGUCCUCAUUGCAGAAUUCGUUGGCUCAAAAUACCGGAGGUCAGUGGGCAUCAUUUACCAGCUUGCCUUCACCGUGGGACUCCUCGUCCUCACCGCCCUGGCUUACGCACUUACACACUGGAGGUGGCUCCAGCUGGCGGUCACGCUGCCCAAUUUCUUCUUCCUGCUCUACUAUUGGUGUCUGCCCGAGUCUCCCAGGUGGCUAAUAGCUCAAAAGCAAAAUGACAAAGCUAUGGAAGUUAUUAAGCGCAUUGCCAAGGGAAAUAAGAAGAAGCUACCUCUCUCUUUCCAGAAUCUCAACUCUGAAGAUGAAGAGGGAGAAAAGCUGAAACCUUCAUUUCUAGACCUGGUCAGGACACCUCAGAUCAGAAAACACACGUUCAUUUUGAUGUACAGUUGGUUCACAAGCUCCGUCCUCUACCAGGGGCUCAUCAUGCACAUGGGAAUAGCUGCUGGGAACAUGUAUCUGGAUUUCCUCUAUUCUGCUCUCUUCGAGUUCCCAGCUGCCUUCAUCCUCAUGCUAACACUGGACCGCAUUGGCCGUCGCUACCCCUGGGCUGUGGCAAAUGUGCUGACAGGUGGUGCUUGCCUCGUCACGGCGUUAGUUCCAGACACUCUUUAUUGGCUUAAAAUGACUGCAGCUUGCUUGGGCAGGAUGGGAAUUACCAUGUGCUACGAAAUUAUUUGUGUGGUAAAUCCUGAGCUGUAUCCAACAUUUCUCAGGAACCUGGGAGUCCUCGUCUGCUCGUCCAUGUGCGACCUCGGUGGGAUCAUAACACCCUUCCUUGUGUACAGACUAGCCGAGCUCUGGCAUGAGCUGCCCCUGGUCGUCUUUGCUGUGAUUAUUUUAAUUGAUGGUGGCUUGGUUUUGCUCCUACCUGAGAUGAAGGGAAAGACUCUGCCUGAGACCAUUGAAGAUGCUGAAAAUCUGCACAGGCAACAGAGAAGCAAAGAAAAAAUGAUUUAUCUCCACGUUCUGGCUUCUGAAGCUGCCCCUAAGUAAGAAUUAUACAAUCGUUUAGAUUAGAAAAGACCUUUAAGAUCAUCGACUCGAAUGGUUAACCUAGCACUACCAUGUCCCUAACUGCCACAUCUACACGUCUUUUAAAUACCUUCAGGGAUGGUGACUCAACCACUUCCCUGGGCAGCCUGUUCCAAUGCUUAAUAACUCUUUCAAUGUAAAAAUUUUUCCACUCUAAACCUCCACUGGUGCAACGUGAGGCCCUUUCCUCUUGUCCUAUCGCCUGUUACUUGGGAGAAGAGACCGACCCCCACCUCUCACCACCCUCCUUUCAGGUAGUUGUAGAGAGUGAUAAGGUCUCCCCUCAGCCUCCUUUUCUCCAGGCUGAACCCCAGCUCCCUCAGCCGCUCCUAGUAAGACUUGUGCUCUAGACCCUUCACCAGCUUUGUUACCCUUCUUCGGACAUGCUCCAGCACCUCAAGGAUCCGUUUUACCCCAGAUCUACCUUUGUUGGGGCAGGGAGGCAGAAGGGGGCCAGCAGAGCAGCCGUAGCAAGCCCAGCUCGGGGGUGGACAUGCAGGGGACAAGCCAGGCCAACAUGUUGACCUUUUCCCCACUGCAUUCUCCCAGCUGCCAGCAGUCUGUGGCUUGGGGACUUCCCAAGCUAGACAUCAUCUGCCUGCAUUUCUGCUUCACUCCCUUGUGGACUACCCUUCCACAAAUUUUUCUAUUUGCCUACUGAACACAUUCAUGCUUCCGGCAUCCCAGGGUAUCUGGCAGCAGGAACUCGUACCGCAUGAGUGAGAAGUUCGUGAAGGAACACUUUAUUCUGCUUGUUAUAAAACUAAAAAUCUUUUUGGGCUGCUCAUUCACAGCUCAUUUCUGUAGUGAGCAGGAGUGCACUCGUGAGCCCAACUCACCUCCUCCAGGUUACACCUGAUUCUGCAUGAAAGCAGGCGUGUAGACAGUACCUGAUUUACCGUCACUAUUUCCCUUACACCCCUUAAAAUCUUGGUACUGUCAGUCGGUCUGUGGCUCCUGAUGCCCAGCAGGUCAGCUUUGUGAGACAGCUCCUGCUGCCCAGCAGUGAGUACUGCCACUGCAGAGCCUGCUUCAAGAGCCCGGGGCAUCCAGCAGCCCCUCUUCCCUCCCAGUUUACUCCUCUUCCAGAGAAAUAAAUACUAAAAUAAGUACUUCUAAACCCAGACUGGCUUUUAAGCUUCGGCAUCCCAGAAUUUGGCCAGAUGUUAGGCAAGCUGGAAAACAAAAAGGAAGGUGAAGAGGAGUUGGAGGCAGCGCAGCCUCAUGACAUGGGGGGCUGCGUGCAACUACAUCAUUAUUAAGGAUCGGUGACAGGGUGGGGGCAGAAAGACACAUCACGGACACCCACCAGGAGUGGCGUCAACAAUAACAGGACACAGUGCCCUGUGCAAUAAAGCAAAUUCAUGUUUGUGUUUAUGCAUGGUUGUCUUCCCAAUGCCAUGAGUUUGGGUUUUUACAUGGCCAAACUCCAAAACAGCUAUAGGAGACAAAGACUGAGGCAGGGAAGCCAAAAAAAGGAUAUGGCUUUCUAAGUAGACCUCCAUCAAUAACAUGCAGGAAAAUCGUGGCUCUAGUGCUUUUGGAGGUUUAAGGGUCCUCUCCACAGCCCUUGAGAAGCAUUUAAAAGGUGAUUCACACCUUAUUUCUCAACUCGUGUAUAUUCUCUGGAUUUGGGUUUGUUUCCUGACCAGUCCCAGUUCUGGGAAAAGGCCCAAAUUCUUCAUAUUUUAAAACACUUACAGAAUGUAGGAGGACACAGUGCCAUACAGUAGGGAUGGGGUUGGAGCAAGUUGCAAAUAAGAUCUAGCACAUGCAUUGUUUUGAUCACACAAUAAACAGGGGAGAUGGAAAACACACAAGCUUUAUACUGGCUGUAGGAUAUGAUUUUCUGCCAAUUCAUGAACACAUGGACACAAGAACACCUUGACAAAACCAUGUUAAGACUGCAGCUUGCAGACAAUAAGCCUUAAUGAGUCUCUGAUACUCCGCAGAGCC